AUGGGUGUAAACCGCCAGAACUUAUUUGAAGUCAAUGAGGAGAAACUGAUGGCCCCCAUUUUGUCUGCACAUGCCCUAGGAAAUGUGCUCAAUCUGUAUGAGGCAGGCAAUAAAGACUUUACCACAUAUAAGGAGAGAAGCAUCUACCAGCUGGAAGAGAAAGUGAGGAGAAAGAGAGGCAAAGGGCUUUGUUCUGAGGAAGGUUCAAGUGUUGGAGUAUGUGAGGACUUUGAGAUGGAAAAAGACAGGAAUGAAUUGGAGCCUCAGAGAUCAGUGGAGGGUUACAGUCUCUUUGGCACAGGGGUUAAUGAGAAAUCCACUGAAGAGGACAUUCAUGACCAAUAGGCAGAGUACAGUGAGCUAGGGAACAUCUCUCUGAAUCUGAACAGGCAAAUAGGUUACCUGAAGGGAGAUACGAAUUUCCUAAAAGGAAUUAUAGUAGAAUAUGUAAUGUAUGAAGGUGCCAAAGUAACCAGGGAGGGUCUGAGCUGGCAGGAGUUGAUAGGGUAGCCAAUCAGUAUAGACUUACUUGUCAGAAGUCCUCAAAAGGAGAGAGAAGGAGAGGCCAAAGAUGAAGCAGAGUCCUUAGAGGAGGAGACACUGAUCUCUCAUUUCUUGGGGAUUUUUUGUUGUUGUUUUUAA
This is a messenger RNA of Gavialis gangeticus (Gharial), 642 nucleotides long. RefSeq names its product RNA binding motif protein 8A (gene RBM8A). Lineage: Eukaryota; Metazoa; Chordata; Crocodylia; Gavialidae. Gene Ontology annotation, biological process: RNA splicing. Gene Ontology annotation, cellular component: cytoplasm; nucleus; exon-exon junction complex. The record is from RefSeq and is a predicted model, not a curated record. Gene Ontology annotation, molecular function: mRNA binding.